AUGAAAUAAUUGUCUUAACCUUCUUAAUUGUUUAAAGCAAAACAAAAAAGUGAACCCUCACUCUUGCCUAAUAUAGAUAUUCUAAAAGAAAAUGUUAAAUCAAGUUUUGCCCUUGGACAUCUCAGAGGUUUACUAACUUAUAAGCAACGAGAAUUACCCAAAACUGAUAUUCAAGUAAGACGGGAUCAAACAUUUGGGAAAGCGAACAAAAAGUCAAAGAAUAAAAGGCUAACCUUUUUAAAAUUCGGAUUUAGAACACAUGAAAAAAAGAAUAAUUACUAUCUCCAACCUCUGAUUAAGAAGGUGAAGGAUGCAUUCGGAGAAGUUGCUAAUGACGGUUCAAUGGGAGUUGUAGAUUUAUGGAGCGAUAGAAAUGUAAAUAGAUUAAUGGAUGCAAUUUAAAUGACUAGAGAUAAUUUAAUAGUGAGAAAAUUGGGUAAAGAACUCAAUGAGGCUGAACAUUUUCUACUGAUAAGGAUGGAAGAGAAGAAAAUGAGAGACAGGAUCUUCAUGGAAUCAUUAAAAUUGCAAUUCCAAGAGACUGACACAUUCUCACUCAAGUUUUAGUUAUCUGAUAAAGACAAGAAGAUUGUACAGAGAGUUGCCUAGCCUACAAUAUCAAGUAAUCUUAGAUACAAUAAUCCGAAUGAGAACAUUUAGACGAUAGUGGAAAGUAUUGAUCAAUUGCAUCAGGAGAAUUUGGAAAUUUAUACUGAUCUGUACAAAUAGAUAAAAUCGAUUCAGAAGCACAUAAAGUGA
Molecule: messenger RNA, 759 nt
Organism: Paramecium octaurelia
Lineage: Eukaryota; Ciliophora; Oligohymenophorea; Peniculida; Parameciidae
Source: the annotation of a GenBank genome assembly